Molecule: messenger RNA, 1403 nt
Organism: Ziziphus jujuba (common jujube)
Lineage: Eukaryota; Viridiplantae; Streptophyta; Magnoliopsida; Rosales; Rhamnaceae
Product: BURP domain protein USPL1
Exons: 2
Coding region: 52-858 (268 amino acids)
Source: RefSeq, a predicted model, not a curated record
AAAAAAAAAAACCAGAGAGAAAGUGUGAGGACGGUGAAGAAAAUUAGAAAAAUGGCAAAGGGAUUUGCUUCUUGUGUUCUUCUCAUCAUGUAUCUUUCCUUGUUGAUGUUGUGCAGUACUGGAAAUGGUCAUUCCCAGCAUCACAACCACCAGCAGGACGGCGGUGCUGAUCCCCUGGAUGGGGCUAGAAAAGUAGGAUUCUUCACUGUGGAUGAUCUCUAUGUGGGAAAAGUAGUGGGCAUUCAGUUUUACACCAGAGACCCUUCUUCUUUACCUCCGUUUCUGUCCAAAGAAGUCGCGGAUCGCUUUCCAUUUUCAGUAAAAGAACUUCCGCUUAUUCUUCAGCUCUUCGGGAUGGCUCCAGGAUCUCCAGAGGCCCAAUUAGCUGAGAGGACCCUGAGAUUCUGCGCAGACGAACCCAUAAAGGGGGAGCAAAAGACUUGUGCAACUUCCAUAGAAUCCUUCAUCGAAUUCGCGAGCUCUAUGUUAGGAGGAGGACAAUACGGGGUCGAUUUCAGAGCUAUAAAAACUACCCAUUUGGGAAAACCAGUCAGCGUUUAUCAGAACUACACUUUCCUCGACAUCAAAGAGGUGCAUAGCCCAAUAAUGGUGGCCUGCCAUAUUAUGGACUACCCUUAUAUAGUAUAUAUGUGCCACAGCCAAACCAGUAGGGUGUACCAGAUCAAGAUCGUUGGUCAAGAGGUCGGAGAUGCGCUCAAUGCUGUUGCGGUUUGUCACAUUGAUACAUCUCAAUGGGCACCCGAUCACGUUUCUUUCAAACUCCUCGGCGUCAAGCCUGGAACAGUUUCGAUUUGCCAUUUCUUUGGCCCUCAUAACCCUGUUUGGGUUAAAAAUUAACGAUAAUGUGUAGUUUGUUUGUUUGUUUGUGUAUUAGGCUUAUGCAUGCAUGUACUCGGGUACUCCCUUUGUUGUAGUGUUUAAAAUCGUCCUUAAUAAUGUUAUCUAAUUAAGUCCACGGAAAAAUAUUUUAAAAAAAAAUGCUUGGUCUAUGUGCUUUCUCUAUAUCGUAUAUGCCUACCAUAGCGAAUAAUGACACUGGAAGAUUUCUAGCUGAUUUUGUGUGUAAAUGGAGCCAAAGGAAUGAUAUUACUGGCUACUUAUCUUGUAAUAUGUUGCCGUUCAUUUUCUCAGUUUUUGUAACCCAGAAGAGUGGCUUGAUAGCCAACUCCUUCUGAAAGUGUAUCUUUCGGGUUCUUUUGGUUUUCAUAAAACUGUAUUUUCGUUGCAAAAAAAAAAAAAAAAAAAUGACACUGGAAGAUUUCGAGUCUGUAGCAUGAGCCUCUAGAUUUGCCAAAGACCUGAUUGUGUGCGACGUCGACGUCCAUCUGUACGAGUAAUGUUUAAUGUAAUGUCCAAGUCAAUAUAAUAUGCAUUAUUAAUAA